AUGGCGGCCUCUACCAUCAACAAUGGCGAGACUGAGGAGAUAACUGAUAGUCUCAAUCCUCCAAUAUCCAUGGCUGCUUCCGAGGCUAACAAUGAGGAUCGAGACGACCCACCCACGUCAUUGCAAAGUUGCUUUGAAUUUUUGAGAACUUUCUGCCGGGCCACAGGGACCGUUCCAAUAUUGAUUGUUACACUUCUUGUAGCCUUUGGUAUUGGCAGUGUGGUAGGGGUUGUUCCCGAUGUGAUAGCAGAUCGAUACGCACGAACUCGCCACCAUUACAGUGGUCCUGAUUGCGCUACCUUUAAUCGCCAAGAAAAGCCAGAUGCUUGUCAAGAUGGAGCAGAUGAUGCUCAGUAUGCCGCAGCAGUUGCCACCUUGGUGCUGAAUCUAUUGACGCUAAUAUUCAACCCUGUCGUUGGAACCUACAGUGAUCGUCAGGGACGAAGAGGAGUCAUUAUCAUCAGCGUGGUGCUGUAUUCUUUAGGAACCGUUGCUCUUGUCUUUCUGCAACUUUUGCCGUGGUUGAGUCCCAAUGCCUACUAUUUCGCGGUCAGCCUGGCGGGAGCAGUGGAUUUUACGUCCAUGAGUUUUGCAGCAGCCUCCGAUGUGUUGUCGCCAGAAAUUCGAGCCGCUGGUUAUGGCAUCCUUUUGUCUGGCUUUUAUGCUGGAUUUUCUCUGGCGCCACAACUGCCGUUGUUGAUGAAUCAUUUCCAAGUGUCUGUGCUUUCGGUUGUAUUCUUCCUUUUGGCAAUCGUGUUGGCUUUCGUGGCAUUGCCCGAAACGCUUCCACAAGAUGUCGCCGAGGAAAACCGUCAAUCCUUGGAACGACAACAGCAACGCCAACAACGCGGGAACCAGCUUCGUUGGAGUACCAGUGGCAGCAGUUAUUCCGACGAAGAAGGGAGCGAACCCUUUCUCUACAACAGUGAGGAUUAUCCGCAAUCACCUGAUAAUACGCAUUGGAUUGUUGUCAUCAUCCAAACAGCCACAAAGCCUCUGCGAGACAUGGAGAUUUUGACAACAGGCAAUUUACCAAUCUUAGCGGCUGCAUCCUUCUUCAGUGCCAUGGUGUACUCCUCGGAUAAGACCCUUAUUGUGUACUACAUUGAAGACCAACUGAAUGUGAGGGAUGAUGAUAUUGCCAAGAUGUUUCUCAUCUUUUGUCCAUUGGGUGUGGUAAUUCAAGCAUUCUUCCUGCAACCCAUGCUGAACUUGUUCGGUGAAAAGAACCUCAUGGUCAUUGCCUUCGUCUCUGGGACAUGCCACAACUUAUUGUACGGAUUGGCAAAGACGAAAAACACAAUCCUCGUGGCCCUCUGUCUGUCACAAUUGACCAAGGUCAGCUUUCCACUUUUAUCGGCCUACGCCUCCAAAUCAGCCUCGGUCAAUGAGCAGGGUCGUGUACAAGGGGCAUUGUUUGCACUCAAUGCACUGGCCAAUGCCGUAGGGCCAAUGAUUUUAGAGUUUGUCUAUGACCAUUCCAAGAAUGGACACAGUUUGUUUGGUCCUGGCAGUAUGUUUGUGUGUGCCUCUGGGAUAUAUGCAAUGGGGACUAUCAUGGUGACAUUUCUUCCCAAGGGGGGAGACGAGGAAGAUGUAGGCAAUCGAGCGCUGCCGGAAGUCGUUGACAUGAGGGUGGGAACGGAGAUUUGUGGAGGCGAAGACGACAUGGACCAGGAUGACACCCAAUCACUGCGAGAACCACUGCUGGAUCGUAGUAAUGACAGCACUGAGUCUGCUGUGAGUACUAGUAGAAUACAUUCCUAA
Seminavis robusta is the source of this 1767-nucleotide messenger RNA. NCBI's taxonomy places the organism in Eukaryota, Bacillariophyta, Bacillariophyceae, Naviculales, Naviculaceae. The record is from the annotation of a GenBank genome assembly.